AUGGACGUCCAGAUUCCGACGAUUCAGGUUCGUUUUGAGACCCUUUUCCUUACUCGUUUUGUUGGAAUUUUUUCAGUUCUUGAUAAAAAGGCCAAAAAUAGGAGCCAGAAGCCUCUGAGUUGCUUUGCAGAAACAUUAUUCUAGGAAUUUGAGCGACUUUGUUAUGUUUUUUUAAAGGAAAAAAAUAAUUGAAUGAGAUUUCAAAAAAAUAAGAUUUAACUGAUCUUAUCGUUUCAAAGAAGAUUGAAAUUUUGAAACCGAGUAAUAUAAUUCAAUUUUUUUCAUAAGGCGCCGACAAUGAAAAACGUUAAAAAAAUCAUUCUUUAAAUGUUUUGAAAAAUUUGGAAAAUCCCUGAAAAAAACCCUCGAAACUUCUUUUACUUUAUUUCAAUCAAAAAAACAAAAAUCUAAAAAAAUGUGGCUUCACUUUGAAAAAAACGAAAAUUUUAAAAAUUAAGCGAUUUCUUAAUUUUUCGCGUUUGUGUGUAGCAUUUCGUCAUUCAUCUGGUGUAUUUUUAAUUUCGAAUUUUUCCGAACUUUUAUUUUUUUCCUAUUCGCAACUUCUAGGUUAUUCUCAAGCGAUUGGAGUUGAUUUUUUUUUCAAAUCAUUUUUUUAUAUUUCACAAAUUUUAUAGAUUUUUCUUCUCUCGAAAAUUUAUUCAACCUGAAAAUUCUUCCAUUACAUUUUUCAGUACUCGACUGGGCAGUAACUUUCUAAAAAUUUAGAUUUCGUUUUUUUCGUAAAUUGAGAGCUUUUCUAGUUGAAUUUUUUUCAAGGUAUUUCAGAAUAACCUCCAUUAAAUUUCAUAAAUUUCAAUUUUCAUCAAACGGAACAAUUAUUUAAUUAGUUCAAUGUUUUUGAUCAAAAUAUAUUAUUUAAUACCUGAAACAGGAGCGUAAUUUAAUAAAUUUCAAAAAGUUGGAAACAAAAAUCACAAAGUCCUUUGCACAAAACUUUUCACACGGAAGUUUUUUUUUCUUGUUUAUUUUUUUAAUCUUCUCAAAAAAAGAAUUAUCAUUUAUGGACUAUGGCUUCUUCUUACAUAGAACAGCUAAAAGGGGAUAUUAAUCGCAUGAAAUAUCAUUUAUAGACAGGAAAUUGGAGUUGCGGGCAAAGAUGAAUGGAAAAAAAGGGCUUGCAAGUAUUAUAGGGACAAUUUUUUUGUGAUACUGGGAUAAUUUUUAGUUGCCACUAUAGGGUUUUGAUGUUUUAGUGGCCACUAUAGCGGUCAAACUAUUGGCCACUUGAGGGGUUAAAAAUUUGUGGCCACUAUAGAGAUCUAAGUGCUACUACUAGACCACUUGAAAUUUUUGUGGCCACUUUAAGGGUCAUUGGAUCAACAUAACUGGUCCCAUCUGUUUGUUUUGAAAUUAUCAGAGUUACUGGAAGAAAUACUGGAUUAAAAUUACUGAAGUGGCCACUAAAAGGGAAAAUAGUGGCGACUAUAGAGUCGGGUUUAGUGGCCACUUUAGUGUCCUCUCCAAGUAGUUCUUGGCGAGCCUCUUAGUGGCCACUAAAGAUUUUCCCAGUAACUUGCAAGGGCCGCAUUUGGAAUGGCUCGGCUGCAAUGAGGGCGCUUUGAAAAGGUGCGCCCGACCUUAAAACGAAUUCUGCGGGAUUAGAGAAAGUCCAAGCAGGAAUUUAGGUUAUAUCUUGAACCGCAACGCGUCGAGCCAUUCCAAAUGCGAUCGAAAGCCUUCCUAUUCUUAAAAAUGAAGUGAAUCAAUAGCAAUGGACCUGAAAAAAUUUUUUAUCAAUUAAUUUGAGUUACAGGAAGUUAUCAAUGUGAUUUUCGUUCCAAUUUUUCCAAGGAAGCCUGUGAAAAUUUGAAAAAAGGAGCAAUAUUAGCUUGAAGAGAAGAAAAGAAAAGAAUGGAAUAAAUAGGAAAAGUAAAGCGAACCCGAAGAAGUUUCGAGAGGCAGUAUAAUGACUGGAAAACCUAGCGACGGCCGAAAUUAGCCGUCACCCGGGAGAAAACAAAUCUCGCGUUCAUUUUAAUGCACUUCAAUGAACUUUACGGACUACCUUUCGAAUAAUAUUUUCUUCAAGGUUCAAUUUCGGGAAAAUUGACUUGAAUAAGGGCCACAAAUGCCCAAAAAAGGUGCUUUUUGAAGGGCUUUCAAUAGCCUCUUAUAGGGAAGGUCAUUUUACUUUCAAAAUUCGCCAGAACUUUUAAGAGAUACAAGAGGAAGAUCCUGAAAGUCUAAACCUGUAAAACUGCCCGAUUUUCAAAAAAAGACCCCUCAAAGUCAAGGAAAACCCGCAAAAUCCGUUAAAAUAGGCUUAUUUAGGCCCGUAUUUCUCAAAAACUGGGAAGUUUUGCUGCUUGAGACUUUCAUAAUCGUUUUCUGGUACCUGAAAAAGUGUUUAGACCAAUUUUUAGGAAUUUCCCAACCGCAAAUUGUGGUGGUAUGAAAAAAAAAAACCAACGAAAAUUCAAACGACGACUUUUCCGAUUUUUUCAUAUCGCUAGGGAACUUUCCGACGGCCACCUUUCCGACGAAUCUUUUUCCGACUUUUUUUCUCGAUAAACUCUUCGUUUUAAAUCUUCCUAUGUAAAGUAGGUAGUUUGGUUCAUGAUUAAAACACAAAAAAUAGGAAAAAAAAAUGUUAAUAGAUGUUUUAAAAACCGAAAAACAAAAGGGAAAAAAGUCGGAAAGGGAUUCGGCGGAAAGGUGGCCGUAGGAAAGUUCCCUAGCGAUAUGAAAAAAUCGGAAAAGUCGCCGUUCGAAUUUUCGUUGGUGGUUUUUUCAUACCACCCAAAUUGUAAUGACCUUCCUUGUGAAUGCUGUCUAUUUUUGUGACCCGAAACUUUACCGCGAUACAUAAAAGUCAUUUUUUAAGUUUUUUUCCAUAGAUAUUUAACAAAUCCACUACUUUUACAUAAUUUAUAAUCCUUGUCCUCAUUUCUUCAAAUACCUUUGUUUUCAAUAUAAAGUUCGUUUAGCGCCUUUUCAAGACUUUUUAUCGGAAAGGUCCUUUAUGAAGAAGUUUAAAUAAUUCAAAUAAACUAAAUUUCAAAAGAAGAAUAGUAAAAAGCUGAGAAAAAGUUCAUUUUCUUGAAAAAGCGAGAAAAAGAAGAUAAGAAGAAGCUUCUGAGAAAAUUGUCAGUGGUCAAUAUAGAGGCUCGCCAGAGACUACUUGGAGAGGAUACUAAAGUGGCCACUAGACUCACCUCUAUAGUGGCCACUAUUUCCCGUUUUAGCGGCCGCUUCAGUAGUUUUUCAUCCAAUAUUCCUUCCAGUAACUCUGAUAACUUUAAAACAAACAGAUUGGACCAGUUAUGUUGAUCCAUUUACCCCUAAAGUGACCACUACAAAUUUAAGUGGUAGAAUUUAGACCACUAUAGUGGCCACUAAUUUUUAACCCCUUAAGUGGCCAAUAAUUUGACUACUAGAGUGACCCCUAAAACUUCGAAACCCUAUAGUGGUCACUAAAAAAUUUCCCAGUUUUCGCACCUUUCCAGAAACAUUCGUACCCCAUAAAAAGUCACUUUGACUUUUCCGGUAAAAAGUCUGUUUUUUUCUAUCAUUUUUAUGGAAUUCUGAUCAAAAAAUAGAUGAAAAGGAACUAAAAAGUUUUUUUUUUCAAGAUGAAGCUCCCAUGCUUGAUAAAGAUGUUAAAAAAACCGAAAAAAAAAUUCUUUUUUUUUGAAUAUUAUUUGAAAAAUUUGCCGAUUUUUUUCUCGAUUUCCCUGAUUUUUUUCAGAUCGCCAGGAACCUUCUGGAAUACGCGACAAGAGGGAAUCUGAAGAAAGUCGAAGAAGAAAGUCGAAGAGAAGACGUCGACCCGAAUAUAACCGAUGCCGAGGGAAAUACUCCGCUCAUUUUGGCUUCUCAAGCUGGUUUCUUUUUUUUUUCUUCUGUUUACUGUUUCAAUUGAAAUUUAUGGUUUUUCAAAAAAAAUAUAUACAAUUAAUCAACUUCCUAGUGUUCUUAAUGCAAGUUUAUCCGAAAGCAAUGAUGAUCCCGAUUUUCAAUCAAAAAAAUCAUUUAGAACCAAAAAAAUCUAUAUUCUCAGCGACCGAAAAACCCAAAACCUUUAAAAACUAGGAAAUUCGAAGAAAAAAAGCACAUGAUCGAAAGUUUGAAAAAUUAUAAAUAAAAGGAACUAAAAAUUUUUGAAAAACUCGAAAUUUUUCGAAGUUCUUUUUCAGCUCAAAAUUGUUUAUGUUUCCAAAAUGCGUAGAACUUUUUGCAUUGUUAAAAAAAUUGUAAAAACUAAAAAUAUUGCCGGUCCAAAAAGAGGAGAUCGUGUUCAGUGAACAUUUUUUUGGAAAAAAAAAAAAAGUAAUUUUCGAUUCAAUUCCCAGAUUUUCAAAAAAAAAAAUCAGACUUUGAAACUGGUCAAAUUAGGAAAAAAUACGUCUUUCGAAAUCGUAAGCGCCUUAAUAAUGUCCGAAAACAUUUCUGAAAUUAGAACACCUCGAAAAUUAUUCAAACCGACUAUUUCCUCAGAAUGGCUAGGACACUUAGGCAUGCUGGAAAAGUCGGUCGGUCAGUUUGGAAAAGUAGGCCACGCCGCAAUAUUGCUCCAUGGAACACUUAGAAUUUCAAUCUUUUUUUUUUCUUUUCUGAAUUUUUUUUUUUUCUUUUUUCAAUUUUACUUUUACUAUUUUCAUUUAAUCGUAUCUUUCUUGCGAGUAAAAUACAAUGUUUGCUACAUUCAAAACUAUAAACUGAUUUAAUUUUUGAAAAUUCUUAUUCAUUUUUUCGGAUCUAAAAAUAACUUCAUAUGACCAAAUGAGUGAAAUUGAAAAAUUGUAUGUAAUCGGAAAGUGAGAUAAUGUGUAAAAUACACACAAAAAAGGCAAGAUACAAAAUUACCUCCAACAAAAAGUAAAACAUUACCUAGGGAAAUAAUGAUAAAUAAAGAACAGUUUUUGAAGUGAGGAGCAUGUGUCACAUAUCCUAGAAAACUGAUAAACAGAAAGGAAAAACAUAGAAAAAGAAAAAAAAAAGUAUGGAAUUCGAUUUUCCAUGGAGCAAAAUUACGGCGUGGUCUGGUUUUCCAAAUCGACCGACUGACCGACUUUUCCAGCAUGACGGACACUCACAAAGAACAGAUUCCAAACCAUUUAUCACGUUUAAUGAUUCACUGAAACUGUAAACUGCUGGAAAAUGAUCCGGCAAUUAAAAAAAUAUAUAACUGGCUAGAAAUAAUAAUUUCUUGAUGGGUAUUCCUAUCUUUUUCAGUAAUAAUUGAAAAAGAAAGGUGAAAGAACUAUUUAAAUUUUUUUCUGUAUUCCAUAAACUUUUUGAGGCUACACCCACGUCGUGGAAAUGCUGCUCGAGAAAUUCCCUACAAUAAAUAUAGACCAAACGAAUUUUCUGGGGCAGACGGCCCUGAUCAAAUCGGCGAUUCAAGGCAGAGUUUCUUGUGCCAGAUUACUCCUGAGAGCAGGUCUGUCCAUUUUUUUCAAUUUCGAAAAAAACCCAAUGAAAAAAAUUAUAAAGAACAGAUAUAGUCAAAAAAUUUCACAAAAAAAAAUUAUUGCUCAAUUUAAAGAUUUAAUUUACUUGUGGAUCAGUUUACAGUUUCUGCUCGGAAUGAAACUAUUUUUUUUUCUCGAAAAAAAAGCUAAUGUUGCAAUGAAUUAACAUUGAAGUUAAAUUUUUCAAGAUGAAAGUUUUGAUUUUCUAUUUUCGAAUUUCGUAUGAGAGCCUUAUUUCCAUGAAAACUGGGAAUUUUUUUGCAACUUUACAGGGUGACAAAUAAAUAUUCAAACGCGUUUGAAACGUUAUAACUUUCUCAAAAGUCAACCAAACACCGCCAAACUUGGAACAAAUUUUAUUCAUACAAUAUAGAAACAAAAUUCGAGAAUAGUUUUCAAAACGUCCUCCUUUAGCUUUGAUAACGGCCUUCAGUCUCUUCGGAUACGCAUCGAUCACGGCACGAGGGUAGUCGUCGUCGAUUUCGUCCCAUUUCUUGAUGAGCGCGGUCUUCAGAGCUUUGAUACUUGGGUAGUUCUUAGAAGAGACCUUCUCGGUCAGAUAUAUCCACACGGCAUAGUCCAUCGGGUUGAGGUCGGGCGAGGAAGCAGGCCAAUCAGCAGCCGAGAUGAACUCGGAAAAAUUGGCGCGAUACCACUCUUGAGUCCCUUUGGCACGAUGAGCGGGGGCGCCGUCUUGCUGGAAGGUCCAUGGUCGGUUUCCGUAGUGAGAAUUGGCUCAGGGCAACACCCUCAACUUUAAAAUCUACUCCCUGUAGUAUACUUGGUUCACUUCGACUCCAGAAUCCACAAAAAUCAGCGGAGUUUUGCCGUCAGUGGUAAUUCCGGCAAAAACCAUCACGGAAGCCGGAUGCGAAGUUUUAUUCAGAAUUUUUUCUUUUUCACAGGCACUCUGAUAGUCAGUAACGAUGAUCCGAUGAUUUUGGCCGUUCUUGUUCGCCUCCACAGUGAAGAUUUUCUCGUCGGUAAAUAGCGUCGUCAGAUGCGAGCCAUCUUUCGUGCCAGCGAGCAGCUUUCGAGCCUUUUUCAUCCGCAAUGUCUUGUUUUUUUGAUUGAGGAAGGCUCCUUUCUGCAUACGGUAGGGAAUCAUCUUCAGCUUGUCCUUGACAAUAGUUCUCAUCGAUCCUUGACUCAUUUCGUAUUCUUUUGCCAUCUUCCUCACGCUUCUUUCCGGAGUGCGUCUGAUUUUCUCUCGAACGGCUUUGACUGCUUUUGGAGUCGUGACGGUGACUGGACGUCACCUUCUGUGCAUGUCCUCUGAAGUACCGAGACGCCGAUAGCGUUGUGCAGUUUGAAAAACGAGAACACGAGACACUUUCAGCUUUUUAACGAUCUCUGAAUUUGUCAUUCCGCUUUUGACACAAUCAAUGAUUGCGGUACGGUACGGAGAUGGGGCCACCAUUACCUGAAAACUGAAAAGUAUGAGCUGUAACUUCAAACACAUGAUAAGUGAGCCUGAAUGAACGAAAUAAACAAAAAAAUUCAAAGGCCAGUCCUUUGUGCAAAAAGCAGCGAUCAAACAAAAAACGGUUUCAAUAUUUAUUUGUCACCCUGUAGAUUUCGGAUCUUCAUCCGGUACAAGUAAACUUAUUCUGACCAAUUUUAAGGAGUUUGCUGGUCAAAAUAUCAUUCAAAAGUUAUAGUCUGUACAGAUUUUGAAAGUUAAAAAGAUGACUGGACCCUUGGGGCUACUGUAUCUUUCGCGGCGAUAUUUUAUCCUGCCCGAAGAUGAUCCUUUAGCGCUUCAUUUUUUGAUUUUUUCGAUCUAACAGCUUGAGAAAAGGUCGAAAAAUUGCUGUUAAAGGGUCACCGUGGUAGAAUAUCGACGGGAAAGGUACUGUAGUCCUGGGGGCGGAGUUUGCGGCUCGGAAAUCGAAGUCUGAAUAGAAUGAAGUUUGUUCGGCGCGAGACAGUCACGUUUAAAAAGAAAGCAGAAAAAUAACUGCCGUAAGCUCAGCAUUCGCUCUAUAGAAUUGCAAAAAAAAGGGUCUUGAAGCGAAAGAUGAUCUAAUUUGAGCUCAUUUGGUAUACGGUCUUUUUGGCAGAAGAAAACGUGACAAGCUGACCUUGAAUCAGUUAUAAUAAAUAGUCGAUCCUUCCCGAUAAAAAAUGCGAGUUGGGUAGAUUGGAAAGUUUGAUGCGUUGCGUACGCGACGCGGCUUUUCGGCGGGAAACUUGAGGUCAAAAGAGACCAUUUCUCUCUUCUCUUGAUGAUUUUUUUCGAUAAUUUUUUUAAUUUUUUUAAGGGUUUGAGAGAAUUUAGUUAAACUGAAAGACGUGAAAAAAAGGUAUGAAAAAAAGUUAUUUUUUCAACAAUUUUCAAUGUUUGCUUUUGACCUCGAGCUCCCCACCAAAAAGCCGCGUCGCACACGCAACGCGUCACCCUUUGUCAAUCUUCCCAUUAUAAUCAUAUUAAUGAUAAUAUUAAUAAUAUUUUUUUUCACCUAUCCCGUCUUUCGAGCCGCGAAUUAUUGACGAUAAAAGUUCGAUAAGCUUUAGGUAGGGGGCGCAAAGCCCCGCCCCUUCACGCCACCAAAAUGACGAUUUUUUGUUGCAAAAACGGUUUUGAGGCGUUUAUACUAGCUAAAGUUCCACUUUAAAAAAAUAAACUGUUUCUGUUAAUCUAUGUAAUCGACAACGCUCUACAAGACUGAAAAAAACUUUUUAAACUAUGUAUUUUUUUCAAAAAAAUAAGCGAAAAAAAGUAAGAUUUAACACGAAAAAAACUGACAAGUUUCACAAAAAUCGUCGCGUUUCUGAAAAACCAAGUGAGGAACGCUUCCGAAUUUUGAGUAUGCUAUACAUUAACACUUUCUUUAUUUUUUUGAAUAAAAAAAUUUAAAAAAAUCUAACGACGCGAAAAAAAUCGAAGCUUGUAAAGUGACACCAAACUUUGAAGCUGAAAUGCGAAAAAAAUUUCAGCGACAUGGUAUACUUUUUAUUUGAUUUAAAAAAACUCACAAUGUGUUCAAAAAAAUAAAAAAAUUCAGAAUGAAAAAUAAUUAUUGGGACAGCGAAUCAAAUUAUAUUUGAGUUUUACCAAAACCUCCUUUUUUUCGUCUGCCUCGUUGUCGCAUGAGAGAAUAGGAUCGCGUCUAUACUUUUUGAUUAUGUUAUUAAGCGUUCAAAAACUCUAUCAAUGAAAAAAAUUAUGAAAAAAAUCUAACGACGCGAAAAAAAUAACGGCUUUGAAAACCUCGAAAAAAUGGCAAUUUUUUUUGAAAUUUUGGAAGAAUUCGUGCAAUCGUUCGUAGCUGUGUUUGCGUCAAACACACCGAUGCGCACUUUUAAAUGUUGCAGGAGCCGUUUUUUAGAGUCAAAUUACACAUUUUCCCGUUUUAUUUCGAAAUAACAUUAUUUUUCAUUUUUUCUUUUUUUCAAACCAAAUGAUAAUAAUUUUUCUGAUUAGAAAAAAGAAAAAUAAGCUGAAAAUUCCUUCUGACCUUUUUUCUAAGUAGUUUUUUGAUAUUUUAUCAAAAAUUCUUAUGAGGGUUGUACAAAAGAUUUAUGCCAAAACGUUAAGCUCAGUUCUGACAACCUCUCAGAACAAAAAACCGAUUCGAAAACGGUUCAGAAACGCGCAAAAACAAUUAAAAAGAAAGCGUGCGGCAGCGGGUAAACCGUGAGAUUUUGCCUCCAGUUGAACGCCGCGCGCGCUAGUUUUUUGGCCAUAACUUUUUUCUUAGUGGAGCUUUUUUCUAAAACUGAACGGAUUAUGAAAAUGGACAGUCUCCUCUAUCGAACAAUGUGGAAAACAUAUUUUUUGAAUCGUUCUGAAGAAAUGGCUUGCGGACCCUAGCUUUAGGAGCCGAUCCAAACAAAAGAGACAACUGCCGCGGAUUCUGCGCUCUCCAAUGGGCCGAAUAUGUCGGCAGAACCGAAUGCCGUCAUAUGAUCGCCCAUUAUAUGCUCCAACCGGCGACACCGAUAAAAAGAAAGAAAAAAACGAGUGUCGUCCGGAAGAACGAUCUCCACAAGGUGAUACAACGAUGCUCCAAAUUACGGGGCUUUUUUUGAAAUUCUUUAGACUUAGGAACGCUAGAGUGGUCUUUAUAGGGGUUAGGGAAGAAAUCAGCCCCUGAAGGGAUUUAAGGUCAGAUCCCUUCAGGGGCCCCAAAAACUCAAGUGGUCCCUAAAGGGUUUUUUAGUUUUUCGUUUAGCUUUGAAAAAUUAUUUUUGAUUUUUCAAUAUUUCCCUCGAUUUGUACUAAUCCAAAAACCAGGUUUCGCACUUGGAAUGGCUCUGAUUCCUUUUUGAAUGCAACCGACCCAAAACGACUUGCGCAUGAAAGCAUGUAGAAGUUUCAAGGCAAUGUUAAAUUCAAACCGCUAUUAAUCAAACACUGAUAUUGACCAAAUUUUGAAUGCGAAAACUCGGAAAAAUCUACAGGAAAUCUGAAUUUUCAAACCCACAACGCUACCUUGAGCACUUUGAGCCAUUCCAAGUGCGACCAAAGUAUUUUUUUUAUCCUUCCAAUGAGUGCAGACAACUUUAAAAUCAAUCAUUUUGUUCAAAAAUCGAAAAACUCGAAAAAGUUGAUCCAGGUGACGGCCGUGGCUACAGUACCCCUUCUCGGGGAUUCUGUAGAGACCGUAAUCCCAAGGCCUCGUCUUGGCUCCGCCCCCAUUCCUCGGCUCGAGAUUACGGUGGCUCCUGACGUCAGUUUAUCAAUCGAUAACUUUGAAAUUAUUUAGAAGUUUCAGAUGAUCCGCAAACACAGCUACGGUGCACACAGAAGGCCGAAAAGUUCAAUGUGUUGA
Molecule: messenger RNA, 10213 nt
Organism: Caenorhabditis auriculariae
Lineage: Eukaryota; Metazoa; Nematoda; Chromadorea; Rhabditida; Rhabditidae
Source: the annotation of a GenBank genome assembly